AUGUCAUCCCAACUGUCCUAUAAAUUGAGCAAAGCUUCAGGUGCAUCUACGCAACUUAUCUGCACCAAUACCCAGGACAACAGGAAUGGCUGUCUCAGUUCUUCGCCUGAUGGUUGUCCUGGGACUGAGUGCCCUAAUCCUGACAUGCUGGGCAGAUGACAACCCAAAUGAUAAUGACCACCUAGAUGAGAAAUCAGACAAGCCUGAUGACUCUAAAAAUCCAGAGCCAGGGUUCCCCAAAUUCUUAAGCAUCCUGGGUUCGGAGAUCAUUGAGAAUGCAGUGGACUUCAUCCUUCGCUCCAUGUCCAGGGGAUCAAGUUUUAUGGAACUUGAAGGUGACCCUGGACAGCAACCUUCAAAAGUGACCUCCUAAGGGCACACCCUUUUGGCAGCCACGAAAAUCAAGGACAGCCAGAUCCUGAACAUCCAGUUCUGUUUCACAAGUCAUGUGAAAACAAAGACUUCAAGGCAUCUCCCAGCAAGUCAGAGGAAAUUCAGCCCCAGUUUCAGCCAAAUACAAUUCAUUUGAGCUCCAUGACUUUGCAUUCCUCCUCCUUCCGCAAUGUCAGAAAAUAAGUAUCUUCUUCGAGUUUUAGAAUUACACACCUGACUUCAUAGAGAUUUUUGUUUUUCCUAGCAAUUUUCCACAUUGUGUUUCAUUUUCUAAUUUAGGGAAAAUUAGAUUAUGUAUUACAUAUACAUAUGUGCAAAAGCUAGUUCAAGGCAUCUUUAUGUAUACAAUACAUGUAUGUUAACAGACUCUAAAAGAUAAAAUAACACAUUU
This is a messenger RNA of Rattus norvegicus (Norway rat), 784 nucleotides long. It is a transcript of the gene C18h5orf46, whose product is annotated as similar to human chromosome 5 open reading frame 46. The coding region runs from base 86 to 373 and encodes 95 amino acids. The transcript has 4 exons. Lineage: Eukaryota; Metazoa; Chordata; Mammalia; Rodentia; Muridae. The record is from RefSeq and is marked provisional.